Messenger RNA from Gryllus bimaculatus (two-spotted cricket), 1995 nucleotides. The record is from the annotation of a GenBank genome assembly. Lineage: Eukaryota; Metazoa; Arthropoda; Insecta; Orthoptera; Gryllidae.
AUGCGCAGGCACGUCGCCCAGCGCGAGCUGGUUCGCGCCGCCCAACCCGGACGAACCUGCGCCGCCCCCGCUCCGCCCCCGCCGCCGUCGCCUCCGCCGCCGCCCCCGCCCCCGCCCCCGGGGAUUCCCCUUCAGCCCGGACUUCAACCGCCGGCUUCGGCGUCGUUCGGCCUUAGGCCUCGGCGCAGGCCUCGGCCCGGGGCCUGGACCCCUCACCACCGCGGUGACAGGCUGCUCUUCCAGACCUUCUUCCAGUUGCUGCUGCGCAUCCUUCGGCGGUGGCACUUCGUGAACCAGGCGUCGGUGCGGUACCGUCUAGCGGAGGGGGUAAUCGAACUACGCGACGGGGAGGAGCUGCCUGACGAGGCACAAGAUGGCGGCGGCGACGACGACGACGACGACGAUGACGACGACGACGACGAGGACGAGGACGAGGGCGGAGCCGGGACGGCCCUUCCCGGCGCCGCCCCGUUCUUCGACGCGUCGUCCGCCAUCCCACCGACCGGCCAACCGCCUCUCUACCCGUUCUCGCUGUUCGGCGAGACGCUGUCGUCUGUUUUCACCGGGGCGCCGUCGUCAUUCCCCCAGCCGCCGUUCGCAAGCGGCUCGUCCUACCCCGCUCAUCCGUCCUACCCCACGGUGCCUCCCUUCACCAACCAGCCUUCCACGUCGGGCGAGAGCUCGUCCAACGACCGCCCGGUCGAUCUGUCCACCAAAUCCAACGCACACGCCGCCUACGAAGUGGCCUACGAGCAGAUUUCCAGCGACGAAGGGUCGGACGACGGGGGCGACGAGCGGGACGACAACCCUAACGUGGCGAGCGCCCCCGGAGUCGUGCCGGAAGCAGCGAACCCGGUUGGAGAAGAGGCGAGCAACGCCCCGGAAGAGAACUACGCCAGCGACGACGAGAGCGCGGAAGAGCAACCCACAAACUACUCCACAACGGCCUACCCGCAGCCCACGGGCUGCCAAGCAACCCAAAGUGACACAGAAGAGGAACCAGACAUGCCCGUGUACCAACCCGACGACCCGCCAGCGCCGUCGUGCUCGCGGAGCCAGGGCGAGCGAGUGAGCGCGUUUCGCGUCAACGGACGCGACGUCGUGCUCCCCGUCAACCCCGGCAGCAGCCAGCGCGACCCAGACGCAGACUCCGCCGUCGGGUUCACGAUCUUCGACCAGAAGAUGACACAACUCGCCGAGGAUCCGCGGAGCAGCGACUCGGAGGCGGCGUCCAGCCCUCGCGGGUUCACCAACGGCGACGGUCACCUCACCCUCAUCCAGCCGGACGCCGAGUACUCCAGCAGCAGCGCCGGCGCGGCCAACCCGGUCGCCAUGGUGAGCGGGCGACGCGACGACGAACCGGAGGACGAGGGGAGCUCCGGGGCGUCCAGCAGUUUGUCGCGCAGCCGUCGCUCGACGCGCAGCGCGCGCAGCUGGUCCGACGCAUCCUCUAGAGCAUCGCGCAGCGACGGCGACACCAACGCCCGCAGCGACCACUCAACCGCCACCACCACCACCACCAGCAGCACCGCCAGCGACCGACGAAGCGACGUGUCGAGCGUCGUCAGCAGCGAGGAGGUGGACAUUCGGGAAGACAUCGACGCCACCGACUCGGAGGCGGACGACGCCGCCGCGGCCAUGGACACACAAGACUCGGACGUCGAGAUCGGCGCCGGCGUCGAUUCCGACGUGGACGACGCCCGCGGCGGCGUGGAGGCGACGCACCAAGUGCAGCAGUUCCACGCCGCCGCCGCCGCGGGGCGCUCCGCCGAAUCGGUAAGCUCGUGCACUUGGCCGCCACCCGCCUUGCGCACGGCGCUAGUGCCUCUGCCCAACGAAGAGCCUCGACGAAAUCCACCUCGGUGCGCGCGGUGGAUUUACACCUACGAGCCACCUCUCGUCGCGCGCACCGCCCCCUCCGUCGUCACUGGCUCUUCUUCCCACCUCGCCUCGGCCUCGGCCCCCUCCUCCUCACGCGGCGGCAGUAACACAUGA